Molecule: messenger RNA, 2799 nt
Organism: Scomber japonicus (chub mackerel)
Lineage: Eukaryota; Metazoa; Chordata; Actinopteri; Scombriformes; Scombridae
Product: HHIP-like protein 1
Exons: 14
Coding region: 1-2799 (932 amino acids)
Cellular component (GO): membrane
Source: RefSeq, a predicted model, not a curated record
AUGACCCUACAGACCUUCACUUUGGUCCCCCAUGACACCUUGCAGCAUGCCUACUUCCCUCACCUCCUUCUUCCUGUCCUGCUCUUGCUCCUCCAAGCCUGGCGGGGGAGCUGCCACCCUCAGUGUUUGGACUACAAGCCUCCAUUUGGGCCCCGGCCGCCACUGGUCUUCUGCAAGGAGUACUCAAAGUUUGGAUGCUGUGAUUUAGAAAAAGAUGGGGAGAUAUCAGUCAAGUUUUACACCAUCAUGGAGAACUUUGACCAUUCAGGGUUUGUCACCUGUGGCAAGUUCAUACGCAGCAUCCUUUGCCAGGAGUGUUCUCCAUAUGCUGCCCACCUGUACGAUGCAGAAGAUGCAAACACACCCAUGCGGAUGCUGCCCGGUCUGUGCGGUGAUUACUGCGCUGACUACUGGCUGCAGUGCCGAUACACUCUCAGCCUUCUCCUGGAGGACCUAGGGAGCCCGCACCAGUUUGCAAACCUGACUGCCACAAUAGAGGACGAUCAAAGAAAAUUCUGUAACUAUCUGGAGCUGAAGGACAAACAGUACUGCUAUCCUAAUGUACUGUCAAAUACAGAUCUAAACGCUAACUUGGGCGCAGUUCGUGAGGAUCCUAAAGGCUGUCUGGAGUUAUGCUUACAGGAAGUUGCCAACGGGCUCCGUAACCCUGUGGCGAUGAUCCACGCAGACGACGGAAGUCACCGCUUCUUUGUUGCCGAGCAGCUGGGCUAUGUGUGGGUGUAUUUGGCUAAUGGCUCCAGGAUUGACCGACCUUUCCUCAACCUCACACAAGCUGUCCUCACAUCGCCGUGGGCUGGAGAUGAAAGGGGUUUCCUCUGCAUAGCCCUCCACCCAAGGUUUACCACAGUCAGAAAAGCCUAUGUGUACUACUCUGUGUCUGUCAAGAAGGAGGAGAGGAUACGAAUCAGCGAGUUCACAUUGUCAGUACAUGAUGAUAACCAGUUAGACCACUCCUCUGAAAGAACCAUCCUAGAGGUGGUGGAGCCGGCGUCCAAUCACAAUGGAGGUCAGCUUCUGUUUGGCCAUGACGGCUAUCUCUACAUCUUUAUAGGCGACGGGGGCCGAGCCGGAGACCCAUUCGGGAAGUUUGGCAACUCACAGAACAAAUCAACCCUUCUUGGCAAGGCGCUGCGAGUUGACGUUGACAACAAUGACGAUGGCGCUCCGUACAGCAUUCCCUCAGACAACCCGUUUCUAGGAGAGAGGGAGUCCCGACCAGAGAUCUAUGCUUAUGGAGUGCGUAACAUGUGGCGUUGCUCUAUUGAUCGUGGCGACGGGGCUACAGGCCAAGGCCGAGGCAGGAUGUUUUGUGGUGAUGUCGGCCAGAACAAAUAUGAGGAGGUGGAUCUCAUUGUUAAAGGAGGCAACUAUGGAUGGAGAGCAAAAGAAGGCUUCAGCUGCUACGAUCGCAGACUCUGUCAGAACUCAUCUCUCGAUGAUAUAUUGCCUAUCUUCGCCUACCCUCACAAGCUGGGUAAGUCAGUGACAGGAGGAUACAUCUAUAGAGGCUGCCAGAUGCCAAACCUCAACGGGCUCUACAUCUUUGGAGAUUUCAUGAGUGGGCGUCUGAUGUCCUUGAAGGAGAAUCACACCACAGGUGAAUGGCACUACAAUGAGAUCUGUAUGGGACGAGACCAGACCUGCAGAUUCCCCAAACUCAUCAACAGUUACUAUAAAUACAUCAUUUCUUUUGCUGAGGACGAGUCAGGCGAACUGUAUUUCUUAGCCACGGGUGCCCCAAGUGCAACAGCCAGAGCAGGAGUGGUCUAUAAGAUAGUGGACCCCUCCAGGCGAGCUCCACCAGGAAAAUGCAACAUCAAGCCUUCGCCAGUCAAGAUAAAAGGGAAGCUGAUUCACUUCCAUCCCAAAGAGGAGUUUGUAAUCGACAAGAGGCCGACUACCACGCCUGUUCCCACGACAACCACAAGAAAACCAACAACAACAACAACCAGAAGAAUGACACCACUCCCACCAACAAGAAAAACAACAAGAAGAACAAUGCUACCGCCAACAACCGCAACAACAACCGCAACAACAACCACAAGUUAUCGCUCAACCGUCAUGACUGCAGCCUCCUCUAGGAUUGCUCAAACCCCCAUCCUCACCACACCUUCACCAAGGAGACAUUGGAGAACCCUUCCUAGUACCACCACCCAACCUUUAACCUCAUCACAGCCUCCUACAACUCCAUCCGUACCAUUGAAAAGACCCACUGCAUGUGAUCCAGAGCGUCUUGGCCCACUGACCACACCAAGGACGCCAUAUUGGACUCAAAGUCAGAGGUCCACAGGAUCACCUUAUAGAUCCCAGAGACCCACAAUAAACACCACGUUGCCUAAAAAACAAGGAGAGACAUGGCUUGGCCAGAAGCUGGACAACAAUGAGGAAGGGAACCAAGUGUAUAAAAGACCCAGAGGAAGAGGCAGAAACCAUGGUUACAAGAGAAGGUAUCGCAUUGGCUCAGUGCGACUGGUAAGCGCUGACGGUUUACCAGAUCGUGGUAGAGUUGAGAUCUUUAUACGUGGGGAGUGGGGGACUGUAUGCGACGACCUUUUCACCAGCAAGGCGGGUACGGUGGUGUGUCGACAGCUCGGCUUCACGACGGCCGUGGCGGUGAUGAAGAGGGCGGCGCUGGGGGAGGCGGACAGCAACGUCAGGAUCUUUUUGGAUGACGUUGAGUGCGAGGGAGGGGAGAGGUCGCUGCUGUGGUGCAAGAGAUCCAGGGUUGGGAAGCACAACUGCUCACAUGGGGAAGAUGUAGGGGUGAUAUGUGGUUAG